AUGAACGCAGGGUGCCUUUUUGUGGUGACUGGAAGAAUGCUGAUUUCCUUUGGGAUUCUAAGCAUCGUCUCUGGAAUUAUCGCCUUCUUCCCUGUUUUUUCCUAUAAACCAUGGUUUGCCGGAUGGAGCGUUCGCAUUGCUUCUCCCAUCUGGAGCGGAGCUUUGGCUGUUAUUGCAGGUGUACUCCUUGCUCUGGCUGAAAAACAAUGGACCCAGAGAUACCUGUGGGAAGCCGCUUUCACCUUUAGCAUCUUGAACAUCAUCAGCUCUCCAGUUCAAGGUGCCAUCGCCUUUGCAUCCCUCCUUCUUGGACCUUAUUGCUACUACUCUUUCGCCGGAGUUUCGGGUAUGAACUACCUUGGUUAUGCGGUCCUUUUGCCCUUUCCUUAUGGCAAGUUUGCUUCCGUGUGCAAGGACCCCGCAGGCUACGAGUGGUACCACCUGGCGCUGCAGAUACUAGACAUUUGCUCCAGUCUUGCCAUGCUCUCUGCAUCCUUGGCCAUUGUGAUCAAACUCACAGCCAGACUGCUCCAGUUUGGACACUUAAAUGUGAGUAUUACUCAGUGGCAGGGAAGUAAUGAUUAAGAGCAGCAUAUAAGUAUUCUUAUUUGUCUGUUUCGUUUAUUCCAUUUAAUGCCCAUCUUUUACUUCAUUGCUUUGCACUGCACAAUUCAAAGUGUUGGUGUUAACCUUUAAAGCCCUAUAUGGCCUCGGCCCAGUAUACCUGAAGGAGCAUCUCCACCCUAAUCGUUCUGUCCGGACAUUGAGGUCCAGCCU
Podarcis raffonei (Aeolian wall lizard) is the source of this 777-nucleotide messenger RNA. It is a transcript of the gene TMEM212, whose product is annotated as transmembrane protein 212. The transcript has 3 exons. Lineage: Eukaryota; Metazoa; Chordata; Lepidosauria; Squamata; Lacertidae. The coding region runs from base 1 to 585 and encodes 194 amino acids. The record is from RefSeq and is a predicted model, not a curated record.